Messenger RNA from Octopus sinensis (East Asian common octopus), 4183 nucleotides. RefSeq names its product transcription factor 12. Lineage: Eukaryota; Metazoa; Mollusca; Cephalopoda; Octopoda; Octopodidae. Gene Ontology annotation, molecular function: protein dimerization activity; DNA-binding transcription factor activity, RNA polymerase II-specific; RNA polymerase II cis-regulatory region sequence-specific DNA binding. The record is from RefSeq and is a predicted model, not a curated record. Gene Ontology annotation, biological process: regulation of transcription by RNA polymerase II. Gene Ontology annotation, cellular component: transcription regulator complex. The coding region runs from base 464 to 2896 and encodes 810 amino acids. The transcript has 24 exons.
AAAAAGACGAAAAUACUUGGCCGAGGAACGGAACGUUGCUAUAUGUUCUGCCGCUUACAAAAAUGAGUUACGUUGGGAGAUAUUAUUAUUGAUUUGUUUUCUUGAUAAUACAGCAAUCGGAUUAAAAUUUCCCAAAUUAAUUAAAGGAUACAUUAAUUUGCUUACAGAAAAUAUGCAUAUUUUUUUACUGGAGAAAAUUAAAUCCAAAACGGAAUAACGCUUACGCGUAACGAUACUGUGUAUGCUAAGAGUUGAGUAAUUUGUCUACUACAAAGAGAAUUGAAUAUGUCUGACGGCGUGUUUUAAUUAAAAGUACAUUUUAUGGACUAAUAGUGUUUUAACUUCUUCUGAAGUUAUUAAAAAAAAAUUCCCAAACCUAUAUCUCGCAUAGAGUUAUGCUAUAUAUUGAUACUCUUGCUGCCGGCUGCCAAUCUUGGGAUAGUCUGAACGAAAGGAUUUCUGAAUGAGUACCAAAGAGAUGGAAGGGCAAGGAGGAUCUCAUUCCAGACCUGGACAGUUUACUCUUGGUGACAGAAUGAAUAUUGCUACAGAUAAAGAACUUAGUGAUUUACUUGAUUUUAGUGCACUUCCACUCAGCAGACCAGGCAGUCAUAUUUCACAGAUGUUCUCGCCGCCAGUUGCUGGUCAAGGAAUCAAAAAUGGAACCACAAAUAUGGACUCUAUGUAUUCUGGAGGAUAUAAACAAGGCCUAGAUGAUGCAAAUUGGAGUAACAAUGGACAAGGCUCUAGUUAUGAUUCAAGGCUUUAUGAUAACCAAACAUACAAUGGACAGGCAAACGAAAACAUGCACUCAUUUAUGAAUAGUGAUAUGUCUCUCCUUAGCAAAAAUAACGAUAUUCCCUAUAAUCGCUCAGGAUACUCAUCAAGGGAUAACUCAGUACCAUCUCAGGGCUUGUUGGGUAAUAGUAUGCCCAUGUCUCCAGAUUCAUUGUCUCCAGUAGCCAAACCAGGUUCUCCAUACUAUGGUUUUAACAGUAAAAGAACAUUAGAAGAACCUUUACGUGGUGCAAGAGCAGGAAAAUACACACCUCCCAAUCCUAAUUCACAAAAACGAAGGAAAAGUGGUUCAGUUUACUCACCUAGCCCAGAUGAGUACCGUCAAGAUUCACCGCAGUAUCCGUCUCCAAAACCAAGUAUCUAUGAGUCCUAUAUGUACGAUAAUCCACAUAGUUCUAGCGACCCAUGGUCUCAAAAUAAUGGCCUUCCUACAUCCUCAUACACUUCAUCAGUUCUACACAAUAGUAGUUCCCAUCAUUAUAGUCAGCCAUCAACUUACAGUGGCAUGCAUCAUACCCAUGACAUGGGUUACCAUACUGUUUCCCCAAAUCAUGAAGCUAUGCUAUCAUCAGGUCUUCCUCCUAUGUCAACAUUUCGCAGUAGUGGCAACACGCUACCUACUGUGCCUCCUGUGUCAUCAUCCACAUUUUCCAACACUUCACCUACAGUGAAUGGCUCUGAUAUUAUGCAGGCCUCUCGUAAUCAAGGAACUACACAAACAGGAGACACAUUAGGAAAAGCAUUAGCCUCUAUCUACUCCACAGAACAUACUAACAGCAGUUAUGGCUCGAACCCUUCCACUCCAGUAUCAUCACCUCCUCCUAUGUCAGGCCCAACUAGUCACUGGCAGCGACCAAGCACUCAGAGCAGCACUACCUCGCCACAUUUUGACAACCAUCUUCAUUCAUUACUACGCUAUAGCAGGGGAGAAAACAAGAACAGUCAGAAGCUAACUAGGAUGGAAGAACGUUUAGAUGAUGCCAUAUUGGUUCUACGCAACCAUGCCGAAGGUCAACCAACUCCCGGUAUGAUUCCAGGUUUGACAGGAGGUCCAAGCAACAUAAUGCAACCACCGCCACAUUCCAAUGGGACAUCAGCUGGAAUACCAGGUGGGCCAAAUGCCAAUAUACCUUCUUACCAUGGCCUCUCGAUGGCGGUGGCAGCUGCUGCACACAUGGAAUCCCAUAUGGGAAGUCAUUCUUCGCUAGAGGGUAGAGGACAAGGUGGUUUAUCAGCUGUCCCAGAUCAGAAACCAUUUGAUGGUUUGUAUUCAUCAUCUGGUAAUCAGUCCUCAGAGGGGCCAACGAUUAAAGUUGAAAAAUCUGACAAAAUGCAGUCCGACACAGAAGCUUCAAAAAGUGAUAGCAUUACAUUGGAAAAAAAUAGCUCACCUGGGAACUCAAGUGCACCCCCUUCAAAACGAGCUAGAAACAAGUUGUUUCCGGAAAAUCCUGAUGUCAGUGAUGGGGAUGAAGAUGACUCACCCGAAGCUAAAGCUGAACGAGAAAGAUUGCGCAGACAAGCAAAUAAUGCACGUGAAAGGGUUCGAGUACGAGACAUUAAUGAAGCAUUUAAGGAGCUGGGACGUAUGUGCUCCUUACAUCUUUCAAAUGACAAACAACAGACUAAAUUACUGAUCUUACAGCAGGCAGUCACCCUGAUCACAAGCUUAGAGCAGCAAGUACGAGAAAGGAAUCUUAAUCCCAAAGCAGCAUGUUUGAAGCGCAGGGAAGAAGAGAAGACUGAGGAGCUUCCUGGGCGGGCUUUGAGUGCUGAUGAGAUAGCCCAGCAGGCUGCUCUGGCAGGUAGCACGGCGUUGAUUCGCAGAAGUCAGCAACAACGAAGUGGUAGCCGAUCUGGCAACACGGGAGGCUAUGGUGGCAGUUAUGCAGCUGGACAGGAAAAUAGUCCUCUUGGAUUUCAAGACACUGAUAUGACUGAUAGCAUGGGUUCUGUGGGUUCCAGUAGCUUGGGUUCCCCUGAUCCAACAAACGGCAACAUUAUUCGAGCUGGCCAAGGCUCAUCAGUCAGCACACAUUUACUCAGCUCAAUUAUCUCUCAGGCUGCUUCUGCUUACCAAGGAUCGGCUGCACCUUAGUAUUUCCACAUUUUUUUUUUUAAAUACUACCGGACUACAUUCAGUGUUUUGAAAUCUAUUUCUAUAAAUAGAUGGCAACAAUUACAUUAUUGUUUUUUUUUUUUUUAAUCUUUUCCCCCCUUUAACACAAAGACUCUGAAGAUGAUUGUUUUUUUUUAAUUUUUAUUUUGUUCCUUUUUAUCAAACAGCAUUUAGAAGAUAGCAUAUACAUGGUAUACAUGUAUAUAGACUUGUUUGAAUUUGGAAAGCCAUAAUUUUGUGUUGACUUACUUACUGUUAUCUACAGUGCCCCCUUCCCCCCCUCCUCUGGAAGUUCUUUUCCGUUUUGGAAUGAAUUUGUUAGCAUUUAAUUUGAUACAUUUAUCUCGAUUCUUCCCGUUUCAAGUGGCAUUGUCUAUGGAAAGUGUUUAAACCUCAGAAACUAGCCAAACAAUCUCAGGGGUUUACUGAAUAUAAGAGGGUUCCUUUUCAACUUUCAGUUGUAAAUAACAAAAAAAAAAUACACACAAAAAAAAAACCAAAACAAAACAAAAGACUCUUCAUCUCAACAUUUCUCUUCUUACAUUCGUUUCAAAACGCCAAAUUAGAAACCUUUGGGGUUGGGGUGUGGAACAAAGCUUGAUUGUCACUAUUGAUCUGUCACAAUGGUUUUGAUCCUAAAUUAAUUCUUCAGAGUCAAAGACAUGCAGAUAUUAGUGGUGUGACAUAUCUCAAAAAUGAUCUUGCCCAUCUAUACAGCCUAAUUUUUUUUUCUUCAUUAUUUUGAAUAUUUCAAAUGGAGAUGGUUUCUUUUUUUUUUAUUUUUCUUCUAUUUCCUCAAUUUUUAACCUUUCUAUUAUGUACAGUUAUUAAGAAAUUAAAAGCCAAAAAUAUUGAAAAUAUAGAAAAAAUGUAAACCUUAAAAAAAAAAAUCUAAAAAUAAAUUCAGUUUUAUUGUUAUAACACAACACCCCUAAAAGAUUACAGCAGUUGACGGACUCCCUCUUUUUUUUAUUUUAUUUUAUUUUAUUUUAAUGAUGAAGAAAAGGAGAUUGACUGUUGUGAACAUAUCAUAUAACUUCUUACAUAUUUGUAGUUCUAUAAUUUCUAUUCCGAGCAUCCAAUUUGCAUUUAAAGAUGGCGAAUGUGUGGAUACCUAAACUGAGUGUGAGAUUGAAGAAUGAAAAAGAUUUGCAUGCAUUUGAGCAUGUCCCAUUCUGAAUCAAGCAUACAUAAAUAAGUCUCAUUAUUUUCAUUCUCUCAGAUUUCAUCAUCAAUAGAAACCUGCAUCAGGCUUCAACUUAAAAA